Messenger RNA from Paramuricea clavata, 474 nucleotides. The record is from the annotation of a GenBank genome assembly. Lineage: Eukaryota; Metazoa; Cnidaria; Anthozoa; Malacalcyonacea; Plexauridae.
AUGCUACAAGGUUCAACGAGAGCAUAGACGUCCCAAGGGUAAGCAUGAGAGCCGUUGUUCUACUCUUCAGGAAAAAAGACAAUAACCGACAGCGAGGAAUACAUCUUCCCAAACAUCGAGAAAGUAAAGGUUACGAUAGAGGGAAAGCCGAAUGCCGUAUACAGUCAGGGCUUAACAACGGAAAAUUUCUACGACGAACCAAAAAGACUAUUCGGAAUAGCCAACAACACCUGUAACGAUAACAUAAGCGUUAGGAAAUUCUACAAAAAUAAAUUCGCAUUGGUGGUUGAUCUGAGAGCUGUUGAUGACAAUCAUAUCGUUGGAAGUGAAAAAAAGCUUCUCGGCGAUAAUCCUGGAAUUCUUCUGGAGAUCGAAACAGACGGGAUGUCCGAAGACAUUUUCUGUAACAUUUUCGUGUUAUCCGAUGGACUUAUAAACAUCAGCGAAAAGACCCUUCAAGGUAUUAGUUACUAA